Molecule: messenger RNA, 3119 nt
Organism: Larimichthys crocea (large yellow croaker)
Lineage: Eukaryota; Metazoa; Chordata; Actinopteri; Sciaenidae
Exons: 3
Coding region: 123-2690 (855 amino acids)
Molecular function (GO): 3'-5'-RNA exonuclease activity
Source: RefSeq, a predicted model, not a curated record
AAGAGCCCGCCUUUCUUUGAACUAUCCAAUCAGCGACCAGCUUCUCUGUUUCCCCCUCUCGCUGUGUAUGUUGUGAUCUUCACGAGCGAGCGUGAGGCUCACGCGCUAGUUUCCAGCACACCAUGGAGGAGUCUCAAAAUUUCUCCCUUUGUGGUAAAGCGGCUGUAACUGAAGCUAAUCUGAGAGACGAGUACUACUGGAAGCUUGUUGCAGACUUCAUUGGUCCUCAGUCGGGUGAAGGAUUAGAUCUUGAGGUGGCACCAUGCAGGAACAGACUUUUGAUUCAAGUCGGUCUUCUGAGAGAAGACAAUAACUUUCCGUGGAUCGCUAUUGUAGAAUGGCUCAAGAAAAUCUUCCCCAGUCAUUACUCAGCUGACUUUCGUCGUUUGAUUGAAAGAGGCAUCGCAACAACGUUGAGUCUGGGAAGCGAUGCGAGGCUGACCUUCCUGGAAUCAGAUGCCAACUUUAACUUUGUUGGCCCGAUAUGUGAUAGCAUCGGAGUUGAGCGACAGCAUCUGUUGGAAAUGAAGGAUUUUUCAGAGAGAGGACAGUCGAUUGAAGUCACAAAUGGAUUGAUUUUAGAGUUGAGCAACUUUGUCGCCAGGGAGAAAAUUGCACCAGUUAUUUUAGUUACUUGGCUUCGAAAUUUCAACCCUGAGUUUUGCAAGAAUGGGAACGUUCAAAAGGCGUAUACAGUCCUCAAAGCCAAGAUAAAGAAAUUAAAACUUCAUUAUCGCAACUAUGAAACAAGAAGUCACAGGAGAAACGUAGCGAUGGAAAAUCUGCUUCAAAGUCCAUUUGAACUGGUACGGAAAAAAAUGCCAAGACUAAUCGUGAAGAAACGCAUUAAAAGGGAGGACUCCAUAAAUUAUGAAAAAGUUACAAUCAAGGAGGAAUACGAGAGCUGUGAGAUCUCACAAGGUGAAGGCUCUGAGAUGAAUGCGUGUGGUGGAAGAGAUAAGGAUUUGGAUACAUCCAACAGGACAGAAGAAAGCUCAGAUAAAAUAGGAGAGUCUCUGACCCUGCUGGAUAUUGCAAUGCUGUCCGUCCAAAAGCUGUCAAGUGUGUAUGGUGGGAAAACCACGACAUGCAAGCAAGUAUCCUUAGAUCUCCUCAGAAAUCAAUACACUUUAACAUGCAAGGAGCAUCCAGCCAUGGAGGAGUUUGAGAAAAAACUUGACUUACUCUGUGAAGACGUUACACUCGCCUCUCCUGUGGUGUUUCUAAACUACAAUGCCAACUUCCUUGUUGACAUCCACGACACCAUCGAGCAGCAGAUUAUGUCCUUUGAAAAAGAGAUUGUUCUCUCGACGGAGCAGAAACUUGGCCGCGACAAUCUUCCAAAGUUCAGGAACUUUGUGAAUUUGUCAGAAAGCGCCACUUCGCGCUACAUUCACAUGGCUUGCGAUAUCUUAAGCUCUCGCACGCCCGGUUCGCACAAUUACAGAAAACACUGGGUAGCAUUCUGCGAGGAAAAGAAAAAUCCCUCCAGACUCGCAGUAAACGAGUCAAACCGAUUCAACAGCUACUUCGAAGCUGCAGCUGGCCUUAUCCACCAUCACAAAGAGAUCGCACCCUUCUUCUCUGAUUUACUCUCACUUAUCAGCGAUGAAUGCCCAAACAUUAUUCUGGAGAGCGUCGCUGCUGAUGCUAAUGAUUCUGUGAUCCAAAGCCUCGUUUGUGUUCUCGCCAUCAUCUACUGCAAAGUCCUCGGUCCUUACUGGCAGCUCCUGAAAAGUGGAGGAGAGUACUCGCUCUACAGCAAGUACAUGCUCUGGCUCUACCAAAAGUUCCUCAAUUGGUCCAAAGAUCCUUCAACACUGCUGGAACCUGAAGAGGGUACAAAUGUUUUUCUGCAGUUCCCGUUGCAGGAGAAAUCCUUCAACGGAGUGUUCCAUUACUGCGGUCAGUGGCACACAAAUAGGGACCUAAUCAGAGCUUGCUUGAAGAGGAUGAUAAAGGUGAUUGCUGCCGUCACUGAGGAACACCUGAAGGAUUUCCUUCCAGGAGGACCAUUUUCUCAAGUCCCGUCACCAGAUCUGAGCUUACAACUGGUCAGCUGCACAUUCUCCGUCUUGAUGGCGGAUUAUCCGUUCGGCCAUACAUACCCUUACAAAACAAAAAGACCCGACAAGACCGUCAAACGGGGCUUCUCACACAAUAAUGCAUCAUCAGAUAGCUCUCAGGAAGACGACGACCGAUCUGGUUCAUCUGACCGCAGCUCAGAUGAAUCUUCCGGUUGGCAUGAUAAAAAGAAUGCCGACCAGCAAGAUGACUACAGUCCGCAAUCAAAGAAAGGUAAGAAAGAAAGGGUACCUAAAGAAGAACCUGAAGAGAUAAUGGAUUUAGACUACAUAACAGCUACAGUGACCAGAAACGGAGGGCCGUGCAAGACCCAGCAGGAUGUUGACAAAAUGCUUUUGCAGUUUGACGGAAAACCCCGAGCUGAGAGACGGGAAGCGAUCCGCUGUGAGAUCCUGUACCAGAAAAUGAUCCUGAACAACAAUGACCGAAACUUGGAUACUGCUUUCAACAACAGGUCACAAAUGUUGGUGAGGCUAAAGCUCUCACUUCCUCGUAUUAAACCCGGGUACUCUCUUGUUUUGGCGCCUAGAAAGACAAAAAUAAAGCCGGCGCCCAAACGGCAAGUGGAAGCAGCAGCUGAUCAGAGUGAAACCAGCCAAUCAUGAGAGCUGUGUCAUAUAAAAAGUGUGAUAUCAAGGAGAACGAGGGAAAUGAAAUUAUGUGACUGAUCAUGUGACUUCCUCUUAUGAUUCUUUAUUUACAGACUAAGAAGAAAUACUCUAUCAUGUAUGAAUCUGUAUAUAACAGAUGGAGCCGUCAUAGCUGUGUUACAAACUGGCAUUUUCAAUGCCAGUAAUUGAAAUGUGGUUUGAUUUUAAAGCUCUUAUACUUGUGAUAUAACAUAAAUCCUUAUUUGCAUGGUGCUGUAUUGUAACAAUGCUUUUCCAGAAAACUUUUUGUUGCUAAGAAUUGAAACUAUUUUUUUAUGUGAGAUUGUACCGAUUGUGAUCAUGCAGAGGUCAGUCGAUGAUCAUAGCUGACUUAAAAGAUGUUAUAAGUACUCAGACAAACAGAAUAAACAUCAACUAAUUGAA